ACUAUGGAGGAACUCCAGAGAAAACUGAAUCAGCGCUAUGAAGGCACCAAGCCCAGGAAGGUGAGGUUCAAGCUGGCGUCAUCCUACAGCGGUCGGGUACUGAAACAUGUGUAUGAGGACGGUCAGGAGCUGGACAGUCCAGAGGAGAAAUAUCCUCACAGCUUUGUUCAUCGCAAGAUCCCACCCAGUCACCUGGAGAUGGAGCAGCUCUGUGGGUUUGAGGAUACUCGUGGAGAUCAACAAGAUGUCUGUCCUCCAACCGGGCUCAUUGCUCAGAGAAUAAACGUCUACAGAGGAGUGGGAGGCUACAAGCCGGCUGCAGACCAGACCGAGGGAGCUGAGGGAGACGGCACGUCAUCAGUUUUAGAUUUUGGCAAGAUAAUCAUCUACACCAGCAAUCUGCGCAUCAUCAGAGCCCCUCCGAGGAACCCUGAAACAUUACGGCACCACACAGUAGCUUCUGUGGAUUUAGAAGGAUACCCAAAGGCCAGAGAGAGGGGGAGCAGGAGGAGGGCUAAAGCUCUCUGUACAGAGGAUGGGGGAGAGAGGGAGGAGAAACAGAUCAGCAGCUCAGAGACUAAGGAGGCCGACAGCUGCCAGCAUUGUGGCGGCUCGGGCUGCGCUCCUUGCUCUCUAUGUCACGGCAGCAAGCUGUCCAUGCUGGCGAACCGCUUCAAUGAAUCCAUCAGUGAUCUACGUUGCCAAGCCUGCUACCCCCUUGGUCUGGAGAAGUGCCAGUCCUGCUCCAGCAAAUAG
This is a messenger RNA of Cheilinus undulatus (humphead wrasse), 756 nucleotides long. RefSeq names its product glutaredoxin domain-containing cysteine-rich protein 2. Gene Ontology annotation, biological process: sensory perception of sound. Lineage: Eukaryota; Metazoa; Chordata; Actinopteri; Labriformes; Labridae. The record is from RefSeq and is a predicted model, not a curated record. The transcript is spliced from 5 exons. The coding region runs from base 4 to 756 and encodes 250 amino acids.